UGUCUUUGUGUUAUAAUAAACUUGAAUUAAGAAGACUUUUGAUUUUAAACGUAAACAUACAGUUCUUUAAAACCAGUAAUCAUACAACGAGAAAAGGUUCAUUAAAUAUAUUGUUCGGUCUAUUUUAGACAUAGCAUGCUAAUAACAUCAAUGUGUUACCGGAAUACAGAUUCUUUAUCGAAUUGUGAAACAUAUUUGUAUUUUUAAGGAUUAAUUCAAAAUGAAAUUUGAAAUACACUUCGUGCUGUUGUCCUUUAUAUGGCGUAACACUCUUUGAGAGUUUAUUAAGCCACGAGACAAAUCUUAAGUGCAGUGACUAUAUUUUUUCUUGUAUACGGAAGAAUUUAUCGACAAACGACAGUAGCGUACCUUUAAAACCCCGGGUAGUUGUUAGAUCUGCAUGGGUAUUGUUUUGUGUAAAAUUUAAAAGUCAUGAUUUCUAGAAGACUUCGGUAAGCCGAACAGUGAAAUGAAAAUUAUUUCACUUUUAAUGAUUUCAAUUGCUUCAUAAAGUUUUAUAAUUAUGUGCAUUUAAUAACUAAGUUGUGAAGUGAAAAGGAUUUAUAGUUUAAAAUGUAGACCAGCAAUAAACAGGAUAUAUAUCUUUAAUCGAAACAACAAUUUGUUGAUAUAUGAAUACAGAUAUAUUACUCUACAAUGAAGAAAGUGAAUAGUAUAACAAAGAUUUGUUGAACGAUAAAAGUGAAAUUUUCAGAAACAGAUAUAUUCAGAAUUAACCAUUUUUGUGCGAGUCACUAUUUUUUGAAUGAUGGCUUCAGUUGUUGAAAAUCUAAUCUACAUGAUUCAGGAACAUCCAACAAAACGGAAUGAAUCAGAAAUAUCUUCUGUCAUUCCUUGGCUUAGAAAGAGGAGUAAAAUGUUAUCUUCACAGAAUGAUGCUGUUCUGGCGGAUAUAGUGAGGCACUGUGAACAUCAGGUAAACGAACGUGAUGACGUCAUUAUACGCCAAGGAGAACGUGGAGACAGAUAUCCUUCCGAUGAAGACUGGUUGCCAUCGUUAUCAUGGGAAGACAGUGAUCUAUCAAGCUUGGAUCCUGAUAUAGAGCCACGUUUUUAUAUAAUACUGAGUGGAACAGUUUCAGUAUAUAUAGACCCAAGGAUGACUGGGGAGGAAGAUUAUGGAGCAGCCCUCAAACCUUCCUCAGCUAGGAAAGUAUCCGCAAAAUCUGAAAACAAAGAAGACAAAAAGAAAAAACAGGAAGGAGAAGGAGACGGAGAGAAGAAAGAAGCUACAAUAGAAGGGGAUGAUAAAGAAAACACAACAGGAGAAGAAGAACAGAAAACCACAGAACAACAAAAACAGCCAAAGAGAAUCAAAGAACUUGACAGGUCAAAGUUUGGCAAAAUGAUUGUUCAAUAUGGACAGGGAGAGUCAUUUGGUGAAGUUGCAUUGAUAAAGCGUGAUGCCUAUAGAAAUGCUACUAUCAUUGCUGAUGAAGAUUGUGACCUUAUGUUAAUUGGAGAAGAUUUGUAUGAACGAUCUUUAAAGGCCUCAAAAGAAGAGGAGUUUGCGUCUAUUUCUCGAUUUAUAGAUACUCAUCCAUUCUUCUGCGACAUGCCAGUAAAACUUAAGAAACUGUUGGAGAUGAGUCUCAGGAAAGAGAGCUUUAUUUUUGAUUCCAUUUUAAUCAGACAAGGUGAUCCCGUAUAUGGUAUGAUGUUCCUUAAUAGUGGACAGGCAAAUAUAACCGUUGAACCACACAAACAUCCAAAACAAUACCCACAGCUGUGGCCAUUUGAAGCAGGAGUAGAUAUAUAUUCGAUUGAAUUUGAGUAUUUAAGGGAACCUAGACGACAAGCUAUUCUUAGAAAAUACGAAGAUCCGUCGGUGUGGGAAACAAAGUCAGAAGAUGUUGUUAUACGGAGAACAGAGGGAUAUGCUGCAAUAGAACGCAGAAUGAAGGAACGUCAUAUUGAUCUUUGUAGUGUCACUUCUGGAGAAGUUAUUGGUGACACUGAGAUUUUAAUGAAUCUCAGUACAUACCUUUAUACAGUAAAAUGUACAGCAAAUACGGAAGUGUUUAUCUUAGAUACGAAAAAUUUUGAAAGAUUGGUAGGAAAGAAAAAUACAAAUACUACAGAUAUAAUCAGGGAAUAUGUAAAAUCGAAGCUUAAAACAAGGAUGGAAAUGAAAAAUGGACCUUUAGUGCCAUUGCUUCCGUAUUUGCAUUUCAAAUUAACAGCGUUGACACUUCCAGUAGAAAAACCUCUUCCGCCUCUUAAGAAUUCAAAACAUCUCCCAAACAAAGAAUAUCAAACAAAACAUUUAUUGAAUCUUUUCAAAGAAGGCAAGGCUGUUUUAGUCGAUCCAAUUGUCCCUGGAGUUCAUUAUUACAAGGAACUUAUGUUAGAAAAAGCAAAAGCACGUGAAUUAAUCAGGCGAACCGACGAUAGCACUACUGCUAGUCUCAGGGCUAUGAAGAGAAAUCCUCGAAAACAACCGAGGAGUUUAAUGGCCAUUCGAGAGUCUCUUCAACAAAUGAUGGAAGCGGAAGUUAUUACAAUGGAAAAUAAAAAAUCUAAACAGAAAUUCAAACGCAUGAAAAAGAAAACAGGAUCGAAACAUUCUGUCGACAAUGAACAGCAGCCGAUUGAUUCAACUACAGAAUAUGCGUCAAGCAUUGCUGAUAGCGUCAAAGGGAAGAAAGCAAAGCUGAGGAAAAAGAAUGGUAGCAUAGCAAAUAGCAAGUCAGAAUCAGAUAGUAAUAAUAACAAUAUUGCGGAGCAGUCAUCAACACAAAAACCAACCACACCUAUAAAAAUUACAAUUGAUACAGUUGCAAGUUCUGAUUCAGGCCUACACAAAUCACAGGAAACCACUUCUUCUGUUGAAAAUAAAAAGAAGUUGGGGAAACCAGUGCUAAUAACGGAAUUAAAACGUAGUGACUUAGAUUUACCAGCAAUUCACGAAGAAAGAACUGAAGAAGAAAUUCUAUUGUAUAGUCCUAUACCUAAAGCAGAAGUAAAUUCAAAACCAAUGAUUAAAACGCCUGUAAACAUAGAAAAUACUCAGAGUUCUGAAAAUAAAGAUGAUUUUGAAAUUAAUUCAAAUAGGUUAGAAAAUGUAGAGACUGUUAUGAGUUUAGAACAUGAAUCAGAUGGCGAACAACGUUUAAUUCUUCCGCAGUUACGACCCGUAAAAGAAAAGAAGAAAUCAACUUCAAAAGAAACAACUCCAAGAAGGGAAGAAGAGGAAAGCGAGAAUUGGGGUAACGCAAUGAAAUUCGUAAAUAAACGUAUUCAGUCAAGGUUAACGGCAACGUCAUUAGAUAACGUAUCAGAUACGUUUGAUUUCGAAUCUAGUGAACCAACACUUAGACUUUUAGAAAGUAGAAUACAAGCAUUCCAUAUUAAGUAUGGAGGGAAAGCAAAGAGUCUGAAGACCAUGAAGUUACCUAAAUUGGCCAGAUUUGAUGCCCCAAGAGAAGAACCAGUUAUGCCAUUACCUGGUGCAAAAGUAUGGGUGAAAAAGAGAUCGUGUCAGUUUUCAACGAACAAGGUCCGAGUAAAAGACCAUGCACAUAUCAGGCAUCAUGUAGUUCAUGAAAUUCCAGAAUUUGACCAUGUAAAACGAACUCAGCAAGUUUUAUCUAUUCUAGCUGAAGAUGUUGCUCCACGAAAUGAAAUGUUUACAUAAUCUACUCUUAGCAAUUACUUAAUGAUUAUAUAUAAAAAUCCAUACAGUUACGUGUCUUUGGUUUGCUGGUCGGAAAAGUUACAAAACACUCAUCAUCAAUAUAGUAUAAAAUAUAAGUGGGAAAAACAGGUCGAUCAUAUCAUAUUUUUGCCGGAUUUGAUACAAAAUUAAUUUUCCCUGAAAAGUGUACAAUAUAUUUCUUUUAAAUUUCAUUGUGAUGAUAAUUCAUAUUGAAGAAUUUGGAAAAUAAUGACUUUAAAAUUAAUUUAUAAAUGUUUUCAUUUGCAAACAAUGAUGAUGACCUUGUAAUAACAAAAGUAUAAUUUUAGUGUCUAGUCUGUGUACCAUAUUGCAUACAAUUUAUUUCUCAACACCUUUUUACGAUACAAAUUUCAUGACGAUCAUCUAAAUUUUGCAUAAAUAAAGGCAACAGUAGUAAACCGCUGUUCGAAAUUCAUAAAUCGAUUGAGAAAAAAACAAAUCCGUGUUACAAACUAAAACUGAGGGAAACACAUCAAAUAUAAGAGGAGAACUACAACACAAAGGAAACACAACAUUAACAUGUAACACUCACUGAAACGAACUAUAAUAUAACAACGGCCAUUUUUCUGACUUGGUACUGGACAUUUUAAGAAAAGAAUGAUGGGUUGAACCUGGUAUUGUGGCUAGCCAAACAUCGCACUUUAAUGACAAUGUUAAAUAUAACACUUACAUGACACAAACAUAUGACAUAAAGACAUCGAAAAAAAAAUUGAACUAAAAAAUAUGAUAAAGAAAUAUGUUGCCAUAACUUUGUAUUAUAAUACGGUUAGAUAAUCGAAUGAUAAUUACAAUACUUUGAUGUAUCCAUUUUUUAACUGUCUAAGCCAUCAUAUUUUGUCAAACAGAACUCAAAUAAGAUUAAUAACAUUCUUCAUGCAUAUACAUUUAUCAGGUUGUAACUUUGUUUCUUUUCUUUAUUGUACAUGAUUAACUCAAAAACAAGCAUUUAAAAAAUUAGGGUGCUGACCUAAGAGUUAUUCGAUUAUAUUCAUAUAUAUUAAUAGAAUGUAUUGAACAUGGUUUUGUUAUUUUAUUGAUGAUCAAUACUAUUUUUAUGAUAUUAACAUUUGUUAAAAAAUGAAUUAAAUUAUUUUUAAGGUAUA
Molecule: messenger RNA, 4803 nt
Organism: Mytilus trossulus (common blue mussel)
Lineage: Eukaryota; Metazoa; Mollusca; Bivalvia; Mytilida; Mytilidae
Exons: 12
Coding region: 767-3658 (963 amino acids)
Biological process (GO): negative regulation of cAMP-dependent protein kinase activity
Cellular component (GO): cAMP-dependent protein kinase complex
Molecular function (GO): cAMP-dependent protein kinase inhibitor activity; cAMP binding; protein kinase A catalytic subunit binding
Source: RefSeq, a predicted model, not a curated record